AGGGCCGAGCUCCUUAGAGGAGGGCAAAGUUGCAAACAGGACCCCGGUUCCCCGUCCAGGAACCGAGCCUGCAGGCCCGCGCUCCUGGUCCUGUCCGCUGGCCGCGCAGAACUUCCGUCGCCGCGCUCUGCCGUCCCCACCAUGCUAAGAAUGCAGCCUUGAGCUGACUGACAGCAACUUUCUACCCAGGACAGGAGUCUGACUUCUGACACUGGGGGCCUGAAACAAGAUGGAAGGUUUGAAACUUGAUGGGACAGAGCGCAUAAGUGUCGACUACGUGCAGGGAAUCCUUCAGCCUACGCCCACCUGUGACAUCUGGGACCAGAUCUGGAACUUCCAGGCCGAGCCCGAUGACCUGCUUAUUUCCACGUAUCCCAAAGCAGGAACAACGUGGACUCAGGAGAUAGUGGACUUAAUACACAAUGAAGGUGACAUCAAGAAAAGCCAGCGAGCCCCGACUCACGAACGAUUUCCUUUCAUCGAGUGGAUAAUCCCGUCCUUAGGAUCUGGUUUGGAACAAGCGAAGGCAAUGCCCCGACCACGGAUCCUGAAAACACAUCUUCCCAUCCAGCUGCUGCCACCUUCGUUCCUAGAGAAAAACUGCAAGAUCAUCUACGUAGCAAGGAACCCCAAGGACAAUAUGGUGUCAUAUUACCAUUUCCACAGAAUGAAUAAAGCACUUCCAGCUCCAGGAACAUGGGAAGAGUAUUUUGAGAAUUUUCUGGCUGGGAAAGUGUGCUGGGGCUCUUGGCAUGACCAUGUGAAAGGAUGGUGGAAAGCCAAAGACCAACACCGCAUUCUCUACCUCUUCUAUGAGGACAUGAAGAAGAACCCGAAGCAUGAAAUUCAGAAGCUAGCAGGAUUUAUUGGGAAGAACCUAGAUGACAAACUUUUAGAAAAGAUUGCUCAUCACACUUCAUUUGAUGUUAUGAAGCAGAACUCAAUGGCAAACUACUCAUCGAUUCCUAAGGAAAUAAUGAACCACUCCAUUUCUCCAUUCAUGAGAAAAGGGGCAGUGGGAGACUGGAAGAACCACUUCACUGUGGCUCAGAAUGAGCGCUUUGAUGAAGAUUACAAGAAGAAAAUGGCUGAUACUAGUCUAACUUUCCACUUCCAAUUCUAGUGCGGAAGAGAAAGAACCAAGAGCCUGUUCCCUUUGGGGUCAAAGGGUAGUUUGUUUGUUUCUUCAUUUGCAGACAGCGACUCACUAUGCUGACCAGGCCAGCCUCACUCAUGAUCCUCCUUAUCCAGCCUCCCAAGUAGCUGGGGUUGCGGCACGUUCCACUGCGCUCAGCUAAAAGUAUUUUUUUACUUUAUUACUCAAUAUGUUAGGUAAUAAUCAGUGAAAGUUUAACACUCAGACCCGAUGAUAUUGGAGUCUGGUUUUUAGACCAUUUGUUUCUUGUAGUAGCUCUUGUUCACUCUGCUGAAAAGAAGACGUGAUAGAAUUAACAGAGGUGGGACAAUGUGGAGAGUAGGAGCAGGGUGUCAAUGGAGGGAGGGAGGUUAUGUAAUUAUUGCUAAUAAUCAUUAUAUUUAAGUUUUCUACAGAUAAUCUUGUCGGCAUACUAAAAAUACAUUAGUUCUCACAUAAUAAUACACUAAACUUAUCAGAUUAAGUUUUGCUCCAAGCUUCUUAAUGCAUUACUAUGUGACUAUUUCUUCCAGCAGUUUCUUGGUAGCCAAGUAAUCAUUGAGUGCCUUAGUUUCCCCUUGAGAUCUUCUAAUUCACGUCAAGGUUCUGGGGUAAUACAUCAGUUCACAUCUCUCACCAAUUUGCAUAUUUACUGGACCUACACUCUCCCAUCCCAACCACUGCUUCCUUUCUAUUUCUAGAAAGAAAACUUUUCCCCUCUUGCCUAGACUAAUGUAACAGCUUCCUAACUCCAUUCUCUGUUCAUCCCACAAGACUAAAACACAACUCUUAUUAUAUUUCUCUAUGGCUCAAAACCCUCCAUGACUCUCAAUGUGUAAUGGCCAAGAGAUAAGUCCCAGUCUUUAGACCUGAAUUCAAAGGGAGCUGCAGUCAUUUCACUCUAACCUUCCUUUCUAGCUUAUUUUCAUUUUCAAAACCAACCAUCUCCAUGUUUCAAAUUAGCUUACUGGUCCCUAAUCAUAUUUUGCAAAUUCCUAGCCUCCUAAUUUUAUUGCACCAUGCCUGAACCUGGAAUUUCUCUCCCUUUCUUUCCACCUGCCCAAACAUACAGUACACUUCAAUAACCACCUUAUUCCUCCUACAAAUAGAGCUUGCUUUCUCUUCGAAAGUCCUCUACACUUGGUAUAUUUCCUUUGUGAGUAAAAUUAAGGUAUUUAAAAAUAGAACUUCAGGCCUAGCAGAUGGCAUGGAGAUUAAGUCAACUGGAACCCACAUGACUGACCAUGUGGUUAGAGUCCUAGACCCAGCAGC
Tupaia belangeri chinensis (Chinese tree shrew) is the source of this 2407-nucleotide messenger RNA. RefSeq names its product sulfotransferase family 1C member 4 (gene SULT1C4). Gene Ontology annotation, molecular function: sulfotransferase activity. The coding region runs from base 230 to 1123 and encodes 297 amino acids. The record is from RefSeq and is a predicted model, not a curated record. The transcript is spliced from 7 exons. NCBI's taxonomy places the organism in Eukaryota, Metazoa, Chordata, Mammalia, Scandentia, Tupaiidae.